UCGUGCAAGUAAUCUAAAAAAAUUUAUUGUAAUUACCAGUUUCCAAACAAUGCAGUUAACGUUAAUAAACUUUUUUAAGAAAACUGUACCCGGUCACAUUUUCCGUGGGAAAAGGCGUUUCAUAAAACCGGUUAGUAAGCGAGCAAUGGAAACACUCCGGCGUGAUUAUGAAAGACAGGAGCAAAAUAUGUUAUGGCUACGACAUCCGUACCUGACAGUGGAGGAGUCAUCAGGACAUGCCAAGGAGUUGGGCAAAACCGAAGCCAAACUGACGAUGUGGAAUGAACGACAGACCUUGAACAAAAUGAAACCACACGUAACAAUCGAGGAGCGACUGGAACAUUUGAAAGUCAAAGAAGCCUGGGAUUAAGUUGCGAAUUAGGAUUAAAAGCAUAUUUCUAUUUUACUUUUAAAUAUAAAGAAAUAAAAAUAAAAUAAAAUGCAAGUUGAUAGUCGAGAAUA
This is a messenger RNA of Rhagoletis pomonella (apple maggot), 462 nucleotides long. RefSeq names its product ribosomal protein 63, mitochondrial. Gene Ontology annotation, cellular component: mitochondrial ribosome. Gene Ontology annotation, biological process: mitochondrial translation. The coding region runs from base 50 to 370 and encodes 106 amino acids. Lineage: Eukaryota; Metazoa; Arthropoda; Insecta; Diptera; Tephritidae. The transcript has 2 exons. The record is from RefSeq and is a predicted model, not a curated record. Gene Ontology annotation, molecular function: structural constituent of ribosome.